Molecule: messenger RNA, 2920 nt
Organism: Arvicola amphibius (Eurasian water vole)
Lineage: Eukaryota; Metazoa; Chordata; Mammalia; Rodentia; Cricetidae
Gene: Ces3
Product: carboxylesterase 3
Exons: 13
Coding region: 46-1743 (565 amino acids)
Source: RefSeq, a predicted model, not a curated record
CUCCCGUUUUCCAACUGCGUCUUCCACUGUCAGUUAUAAAAAAGUAUGGGGACAGUGGUACAAGCCGGGUCCAGUGUCCUAGUCUGGGUGGCCUGUCUACUUCUGGCAUGUUCUGGAGCCAAAGUCACUCAGCCUGAAGUGGAUACCCCCCUGGGUCGCGUGAGAGGCCGGCAGGUGGGUGUGAAGGACACAGAGCAGCUGGUGAACGUCUUCCUGGGCAUUCCGUUUGCUCAGGCACCACUAGGCCCCCUGCGGUUCUCAGCCCCACUCCCGCCACAGCCCUGGGAAGGCGUGAGAGAUGCCAGCACCAAUCCCCCAAUGUGCAUGCAGGACGUAGAGAGAACAAGUAACAGCAGAUUCACCCUCAACCAAAAGUUUCAGAUCUUCUCUAUUUCCGAGGAUUGCCUGAUCCUCAACGUCUACAGCCCCGCUGAGACCACUGCAGGGGCCAGACUGCCGGUCAUGGUAUGGAUCCAUGGGGGCUCUCUGGUAGUUGGCUCUGCCACCUCUCAUGAUGGAUCAGCCCUGGCUGCCUAUGGGAAUGUGGUAGUAGUCACUGUCCAGUACCGUCUCGGCAUCUUUGGCUUCCUCAGCACCGGAGACAAGAACAUGCCUGGCAACCAAGGCCUCCUCGAUGUGGUAGCCUCUCUACGCUGGGUGCAGGGAAACAUAGUCUCCUUUGGGGGUGAUCCCAACUGCGUCACUAUCUUCGGUAAUUCUGCUGGUGGCAUGAUUGUCUCAUCCCUGGUCCUGUCUCCAAUGUCUGCGGGGUUAUUUCACAGAGCCAUAUCCCAGAGUGGGAUUAUCACCAACAAGAUAUUGAAGGAGAUAAACCCUUGGCCUGAAGCACAGACCUUAGCCAACUCCUUGGGCUGCAGCUCCGUGUCCUCAGCUGAGCUGGUGCAGUGUCUGCUACAGAAGGAAGGAAAGGACCUUAACAAUCAGCAGAAAAACGUGCAAGUUUCCUACAUAAGCAAUGAUUCCUUCUUCCCACAAAGCCCAGAGAAGCUCCUAACAGAGAAGCAAUUCCCCACUGUGCCCUACCUCCUGGGAGUCAACAAUCAUGAGGUUGGCUGGCUCAUGCUCAAGGUCUGGAAUAUCCUGGAGAAGUUGGAACACUUGAGCCUGGAGGAACUGCUGGAGAUUUCAAGGCCCUUUUUGACCAGUAUGGAGGUGCCCCCUGAGAUUAUGCCCAUCGUCAUAGACGAAUACCUAGACAAGGGCUCAGAUGCACCAGCCAUGAGAUACGCCUUCCAGGAACUGGUAGGUGAUAUCGUGUUCGUCAUUCCUACCUUGAUCUUCUCAAAACACCUCCAAGAUGCUGGGUCCCCUGUCUUCUUGUACGAGUUCCAGCAUACCCCCAGUUCUUUUGCGAAGUUCAAGCCGUCCUGGGUAAAGGCUGACCAUGGGUCUGAGAGUCCCUUUGUCCUUGGAGGUCCUUUCCUCACAGAUGAAAGCAACUUCCUGGCCUUCCCAGAGGCCACAGAGGAAGAGAAACAGCUGAGUCUGACCAUGAUGGCCCAAUGGACCCAGUUUGCACACACGGGGAACCCCAACGGCAAGGGGUUGCCCUCUUGGCCCCAGUUAAACCAGUUAGAACAAUACUUGGAGAUUGGCCUACAGCCACGGAUUGGGGAGAAGCUAAAGAAGAACCGGCUACAGUUCUGGACAGAGACACUGCCCAGAAAAAUCCAAGAGUGGCGCCAACAACAGAAGAGCAGGAAAGCGCCAGAGGAACUCUGAGGCGGGGCCUCUCUGGACCUUCCUCUCAGCGCCAACCCAAAGGGCCUGGAGUCCCAGCAGGACAGCUUCUUUCUGUUUCUACCCGGACACUUUAACCUGGACCAGGCUGAUGCGAACACACAUUCCUUAAGGCAUGAGCCUCUGCAGGACAGGCAUGGCGCACUAGUGAAUGUCACCACACUGGUUUCUACCUCAGGACCCUUGCACAAGCUCCUGCUUUGUCCUGUGGUGUCUUGAAUCCUUGCUCCACGGCAAGGUCCAGCACAUUAGUCAAGCUCUUCAGAGGAUCUGUUCUCCUGAGUCAAGCUCUUCAGAGGAUCUGUUCUCCUGGGAAGCUCCUCUGCCUCCACUAGGCCAUGUGUGCCUAUUAGAACCCAGCCCACCACAAGCUCACAACAGCCAGUCUGUGUCCUUGUCCCUCCCAGAGGAGGUCUCUGAAAACAGACGUUGAUAACCGCACUCUGUCACCAUAGCAAGAUUAGGCAGGACCUGGAGGCAGGGAGUGUUUCAUAAAUGGAUGACAGACAGAAUCUAUGAUCACGGAUUCUAGAUUUGAACCCAGACCCUUCUUCAGGCACCAAAAUCAAUAUUUCAUCCCCGACAAAUGUCCACCCUGGCCAGGAAGGUGACCUCUGAAGGUGGAGGUCUUGGGGCACAGGGGGCCUUAACUUCGAACUGAAAGACCCCGGGUGUGGGGAGACUUUCACUCAAGUCUCGGGAUAACACGACCCCCCAAGAACUCAUGAGAGACAGUCCUUGCUACAAUCACACGAGGUUUAUUGACAGGAACAAGCGCUGUGGCCAAGACUCAUAUCCCACACAGGGGAGGAGUUCGAACCCGAGUAGCUGGGAGAGGGGGUAUUUAAGGGAAGAAACCACAACCCAAAAGGGGGUAGGGAGGCCGUCAUUAGAAAAUUCCGAAAAUACUAGUGAUCAUUGAAAAAUUCUGAAAAUGCCAGUGAUAAUCACAAAGGGGUAACUCCCUAUUUCUCAAGAUUAUAAUCUAACUUUAUGGUCAGCUAAUCUCUGGAACAGAAUCACUGCACCAGCUAACCUAGAUUUUUGGCUCUUCUCUUCCUGCUAGAUUUUUGGCUCUAUUUUUCCUGCUAGAGGGGUCUGGAUUUAUCUGGGUCUUUCAGAAUAAACCUAGCACCUAGAGGUCUCUAGGCAGGACCUA